This is a messenger RNA of Filobasidium floriforme, 1286 nucleotides long. Its product is annotated as nucleoside-diphosphate-sugar epimerase. The transcript has 7 exons. The record is from RefSeq and is a predicted model, not a curated record. NCBI's taxonomy places the organism in Eukaryota, Fungi, Basidiomycota, Tremellomycetes, Filobasidiales, Filobasidiaceae. The coding region runs from base 194 to 1216 and encodes 340 amino acids.
GGUCAUUUCAUUUCGUCGAGCGUUGCGAUCGAUCGCUUCCAAGCUACAAAGCACGAUCAUCGUCGUUGUCAUUUUCACUCCGCGCAAAAGUGUCAUCGUACACUACGAUGGAUAAUCUCCCACACUGAUACCUGAAGGAACACCGUCAGCUGCUCUCGUCACUCAUAUCCUCCCUAUCUUACCUAUCAACAAGAUGCCUUCGUUCCAGUAUGGAGGUGGAAUCCUCACAACCCGAUCACUCGAGCACAACGACGAGCGCAACCGACCCGUCUCCAAGCCUGUCGUCGUGACCGGUGGCUCGGGAAAGUUGGGCAAAUCUGUCGUCAAGGAGCUCAACGAACACGGCUAUUGCGUCGUCAAUCUGGAUAGUGCUCCUCCCCCUGCUCAUCUGGGACCGGAGUACAGGGCAAAAGUCUUCAUUCAAACGCAAUUGACCGACUUUGGUCAAGUCUUGGAGGCCUUGAUGGGGAUUGACGACCGGUAUACUUUUGACACAAAGGAACUAGCUAUCGUCCACCUCGCAGCUGUACCUGCUCCUGGUCGGGUUCCGGAUCAAGUAGCCUUCCAGAACAACGUCAUGUCGACCUACAACAUCUUUGAGGCUGCUAGAAAGCUCAAGAUCAAGAACAUAAUCUCGGCCAGUUCCGAGACGGUUUUGGGCCUGCCGAUGGACCCUUUGCUUCCAGUGACCUUGCCUGUCACUGAGGAGUCACAGCCACCGAGACCCGAGUCGGCCUACUCGCUCUCCAAGCUAGUUGGGGAAACGAUCGCCGACCAAUACGUUCGAUGGGUACCUGACAUGAAGAUUCUCAGUUAUCGAUUCUCCAAUGUGAUCGACGUCGAGCAAUACAAGCUUUGGAACACGAAGCAGUUUCAGCAGGACCAUGCUGGUCGUCGCUGGAACGCGUUUGGGUACAUAGAUGCUCGCGACGGCGCUCAGGCCGUGCGCAAAGGCUUAGAAGCUCAGAUAACCGGACACCAGGUCUAUAUUAUCGCCAAUGCCGAUACUUGCUUCGAUACGCCAAGCGAUCGACUCGCUCAGGAGCAAUUCCCGAAUGUCCCACUCGACUCUUCCGCGGUCAAGGCAAGCGAUCCCCAGGGUAACUUCAGUGGCUACGAAACUCUUCUCAGUUGUGCCAAGGCAAGGAGAGAUCUUGACUACACUCCACAAUGGAGCUGGAGAAAUGGCGGGGAGACGCCGUGGCGUUCGUCUUGAGAUCGAUCGCUUGUCUGUAUAGUUCAUGCUGUGAUACAAUAAAUAGUCUCGAAACCGGAAAAUGCGCUAC